This is a messenger RNA of Rhinocladiella mackenziei CBS 650.93, 975 nucleotides long. RefSeq lists its product as uncharacterized. Gene Ontology annotation, cellular component: chromatin; nucleus. The transcript has 3 exons. The coding region runs from base 1 to 975 and encodes 324 amino acids. NCBI's taxonomy places the organism in Eukaryota, Fungi, Ascomycota, Eurotiomycetes, Chaetothyriales, Herpotrichiellaceae. The record is from RefSeq and is a predicted model, not a curated record. Gene Ontology annotation, biological process: nucleosome assembly. Gene Ontology annotation, molecular function: chromatin binding; histone binding.
AUGUCCAGCCCUUCCGAAGAUGUCGCCGAGGUCUUUGAAGAAUUGGGGUCCCUAGAAAAAGAGUUUGCGGAAGUUGAACUCGACAUACUGCGAAGGAAAGAAUUCUCUCUGAGACCGCUAUACUUCAAGCGCAAUACCCUGAUCGAUCGCAUCCCAGAUUUUUGGCCCACAGUAUUCGGGAAUGGACCGGAAGAAAUCCAACAAUUCUUCUCACCCGCUGACCUCGCCCUCAUCUCUUCCCUCAAGUCAUUCUCGGUUGAAAGAUACCAGAUCGAGUCGGAAACGAAAGGAGAGCCUCGCAGCUUGCGGUUCACAUUCGAAUUCGCAGAGAAUGAAUUCAUAGAGAAUAGACAAUUGGUGAAGGAUUUCGAGUACAAGCCGCGAGAAGAUGGUCCGGGAAGUCUGGUAUCGAAACCGGUCCCUAUCAAGUGGAAAGGCAAGCAAAAAGAUGUCACUCACGGCCUUCUCGAUGCGGCUGUUGAGCUCUAUUCGGCAGAGGAAGCCUUGAAACUCAAGAAUGGCGAAAAAAGGGUCGACAUGGUGGAGCGAGAGUCGCUUUGGCAGCACGAGAAGCUGCGGGAGAAGAUGAUCCAGCUUGACGAAAGCCCUGAAAAAGAAGCAAGCUUCUUUAACUGGUUCGGGUUCCGCGGUGCUGUGAACACGGAAACACCCCAAAAAUCGGCCACAAACGGAGCGACUGGUGCCGGUGCCGAUGCCGACGAGGAAGAUGAAGACGAGGUUGAGGAGAUGUUGGAAGUCGAGAUAUUCCCGGCGGGCGAAGAGCUCGCCAUCUCCCUGGCUGAAGAGCUGUGGACAGACGCCAUGGAUUAUUUCAUGUCUGCUCAGGACGAGGCUCCCUUUGACAGCAACGGCUUCGAGAUCGAGGAGGACGAAGAUGACGAAGAAGUUCCCGAAUUGAGUCCAGCGGUGGAGGACCAAGACGACCGACCCCGCAAACGACAACGGAAGGACUGA